Messenger RNA from Erythranthe guttata (spotted monkey flower), 1113 nucleotides. The record is from RefSeq and is a predicted model, not a curated record. Lineage: Eukaryota; Viridiplantae; Streptophyta; Magnoliopsida; Lamiales; Phrymaceae.
AUGGUCCUGUUAACCAAUGUACAAUUUGAGCUUACUCCGACCAGAAGAGGUGGGUUUUAUGCCAAAAUAGGAGUUGGAUCGAAAUAUGUCUUACAAACGGUUUAUGUGGACACCGGCAGCACCCUUUUCUGGAUCAACUGUCAGCCAUGUGCCUUCAGCAUUUACAUGCCGGAACCCAUAUUUGAUCCGAGGACAUCUUCCACAUUUGCCUUCGAUGAUUGCGAUGGCAAUAUUUGUAAAGGAACUCGUGCAAUUUCGUGCGGGUAUGAUCAAACUUACAACUUUAGAUGUGAAUUUGUCAUAGAAUAUGCUGAUGGUUCUUCUUGCAGUGGCCGGGUGGCUAGGGAGCAGUUUGCCUUUGGUGAAGAAGUCCUACAAGGGAUUUUCUUUGGAUGUUCAUAUAAGACCAAACUAGUAGAUACUAGUGGCAUUUUGGGACUCGCCGAGCAUUCUAGUUCUCUUCUUACACAAUUAGGAUAUAGAAGGUUUGGGUAUUGUAUUGGCGAUGUUGCUGAUAUGUCUUAUUCAUACCACAAAUUGUUCAUAGGAAACUCAGUUACCAUAACAGGUGACAAGACUUCACUCAUUGUGGAUUCUAAGUACUAUAUUAAUGUGGAGCGCAUUGAGGUUGGCGGUCUUUUAUUGGAUAUUGAUAGAGAUAUAUUCAAGAAAAAGGAUCACACCGGUGGAAUGGUGGUUGACAACGGGUCACCUUAUACGUUCAUGCCACUUGUGGCGGUGAAAUCCUUCGAGACAGCUUUGAUCAAGAUGUUUACAAAAGCUAAUUUUACAAUAAAUAAGUUACACUCAUAUAGAGGAUACCAGAAGUUGUGCUACGAUGGAGAUGUAAAGAAAGACUUGGACUUGCAGUCUUUUCCACCUGUGAAAUUAACAUUCGAGGGUGGCGCAACUAUGGAACUAAUCGCCGAAAAUGUUUUUCAUCAAGUUUCCGAAUCAUCUUUUUGUUUAGGAACCCUACCCAUUGAAGUUAUCCAUGAAGAUGCUACAAUAAGUAUUUUAGGUUUUCACAUGCAGCAACAAUUCUACGUAAGCUUCGACUUGGAUAGAAAGGAAUUUGCAUUCACUAGAAUGGAUUGCGAGACAUGGAGUUAA